Molecule: messenger RNA, 447 nt
Organism: Penicillium chermesinum
Lineage: Eukaryota; Fungi; Ascomycota; Eurotiomycetes; Eurotiales; Aspergillaceae
Exons: 1
Coding region: 1-447 (148 amino acids)
Source: RefSeq, a predicted model, not a curated record
AUGGUCAAAAAAAGGUCCCUUCUUCGGAAGGAGGUCACUUACUCUGAUGUCAAGGAUGAGGAGUUCAAUGUUCUCCAUCAGCUUGGGUAUCAUGCUGAGCAAAGCCGUUUCUUUGCUCACCUCCUUGACAAACGUGGCUGGAUGGAGAAGGUUGUUGCUCACCACCUCAACCUAUCCUCCACCGAAUGUCAUGUUGCGGGCAUUGACGAUUGGCUUCAUGGUAGCUUUAAUGUCUGUGUUCCGAUAGCCAUUGACACCUGGAAUGGAAAGCGGGUUCUUCUUCGAUUUCCAUUGCCAUACCGUGUUGGUGAGGCCUACAGGCCUGGAAAUGGCGAUGAGAAGAUUCGAUGUGAAGCAGGGACCUACGCAUGGCUCCAAGAGAACUGUGCAGAUGUGCCAAUCCCACAAUUGUAUGGCUUUGCUUUCUCCUCUGGCGAAAGCGUAUGA